Molecule: messenger RNA, 1725 nt
Organism: Olea europaea var. sylvestris
Lineage: Eukaryota; Viridiplantae; Streptophyta; Magnoliopsida; Lamiales; Oleaceae
Exons: 4
Coding region: 1-1725 (574 amino acids)
Molecular function (GO): RNA-DNA hybrid ribonuclease activity; nucleic acid binding
Source: RefSeq, a predicted model, not a curated record
AUGGUCGAGCCCGAGCACGGGAAAGCCGUUACUAUUGGUUGGGAUCUCAAGGCCAACCUCCAGGAGAAAGUCAUCGAUUUUCUGUCCCGCAACAUUGAUGUUUUUACUUGGAAGUUGGAGGAUAUGCCAGGGAUAGACCCAGAAGUAGCCGUCCAUAGACUUAAUAUCAGCCUAGGGGCCAAACCUGUUAAGCAAAAGAAGAGGCAGUUUGCGCCGAAAAGACGUGUGGUCAGUGGUAAAUGGAGGGUCUGCAUUGACUUCACAAAUCUGAAUAAGGCGUGCCCAAAGGAUAGCUACCCGCUACCUAGGAUUGAUAAUCUUGUGGAUAGCACAUCCGGAUAUAAGCUGUACAACUUCUUAGAUGCAUUCUUAGGGUAUCAUCAAAUCCUCAUGACCAAAGAAGACCAAGAGAAGACUUCAUUCAUGGCUGAUUCAGCCAUAUAUUGCUAUAGGGUGAUGUUAUUUGGAUUGAAAAAUAAAUUCUUCGCUGAUUUGAUAGGGAAGAACAUCGAAGCCUAUGUAGACGACAUGGUUGUAAAGAGUAAGAAGGUGGAGGAACACAUAUCCGACCUAGAGGAGGUGUUCAUCACUCUACGAAAAUAUAAGAUGAAGCUCAACCCGGAGAAGUGUGUAUUCGGUGUAGCUUCAGGAAAGUUUCUGGCAGAUAGGUGCUUCCCCUUCUUCAAAGCCCUCAGGGAUAAUCAUUGCUUUGAAUGGAAUGGGGAGUGCGAGAAGGCUUUUCAGGAGCUGAAGCAGACAUUGGAAUCUUCUCCUAUUCUCACCAAACCCGAGCCCGGGGAUACUCUACAUUUAUACUUAGCCGUAUCUCAGAAUGCAGUGAGUGGUGUCUUGGUGAAAGAGGUUAACAGGGCCCAGCAACCCAUUUAUUACAAACCAGACGUCUCUAGAAGAUUACUGAGGUGGGCAAUAGAACUCGAAGAAUUUGACAUAGAGUUCAAGCUCCGUCCAUCUAUCAAAGCUCAGGCCUUAGCUGACUUCAUUACAGAACUCACCCCAAGGCCUCGGGGGCCAGCAGAUCGUAGCUCGAGCUCGACCACAGGUGUGUGGGAAAUUUUCGUAGAUGGAGCAUCAAACUCCUCGGGCUCGGGCUCGGGCGUCAUAAUCAUAAGCCUGGACAUGCUCAUAAACAUUCAGUGCGCACUCAGGUUCGAAUUUGAGGCGACCAAUAAUGAGGCAGAAUAUGAGGCCGUCAUCAUAGCCGUGGAACUCGCCAUAAAUCUCGAGCUUGAAAAUAUCAAAAUUUACAGUGAUUCCCAAUUGGUGGUUGGACAAAUCGAAGGCACGUUCAAUAGGAAGGACGAGAAGAUGAGCUUAUACUGCUUGAAAGUAUAUGAUCUCCUGAGAAAGUUCAAGAGUUGUGAAAUUGUGAAAAUUUCUCGGGCUGAGAAUUGUAAGGCCGAUGCCUUGUCAAAAUUGGUGUUCAUGGGAAUAGAUGGGCUUGACAGGACAGUUCACGUUAGAAUUGUAACCGAGCCAAGCAUCAACCAAACCAUAGGCAUCAUGGAUAUUGAUAAUGAGCCAUCGUGGAUGGAUCCAAUAGUGGACUUCAUAAACAUGGCAGUCUUCCAGAAGAUCCUCGAGCAGCGAGAAGCAUCCGAUCCAAAGCUCCGAGGUAUUGCAUUAUUGAAGGAGUUUUAUUUCGCAGGAGCCUCACACUUCCAUACCUCAGAUGCCUUAGGCCUUCUGAAUCAUUCCAGGCCCUAG